AUAACCACGGUGAUAACCUAAAAACGCUAAAAACUCAAAAAUCUUGUUUUGUUAUUGUCGUUAUUGUUACAUUCUUUCAACUUUUUCAAUUCUCUUGAGAAUUGACAAAAAUGUGCUAGUUAUCUUUGAUCUUUCAUAACUUAAAAAAAAUUAUAAUUCGUUUAGAAUUUAUUAUGUCUGAAAGAAUUUGUGAAUUUUGUGAGUGAUCAAAUUUUGAAAUUUUAAAAGCGAAUAUCAUGAGUAGUGGAAAAGUCAUCGGUUAUUGGGUUUCAGAAAAAAAACGUCAAAAAUUUAAUUGGCAAGAAUUUCACAAUAUUUGCAAAAAAGAAGGAUUUUCUUUGAAAAUUAUUGAUGUCAAUUCAAGUCUAGAAUCUCAGGGUCCAAUUCACGUUUUUUUGCAUAAACUCACAGAUGUUCUUGCUCAUGCAGAAAAUGAGGAUCAAGCUGCCAAAGAAAUUAUUACCAAAGUACAAGGAUAUAUACGAAAUCAUCCAGAAUUACUAGUGAUUGAUCCCUUGGAAAAUAUUAAGAAUUUGUAUAAUCGACACUUAUCUUAUGAAAUUAUAAGAAGUGAAUUAAAAUUUGAUGGAGUUUUUGUUCCAAAUUCUGUGGAAAUACAAACCAUUAAUGAAGACCAAGUUUUAUUUCUUAUGAAAAAAAAUGGAAUUCAAUUUCCAUGUGUGUGUAAACCUUUACUCGCUCAUGGAUCAAGUGAUGCUCAUAAGAUGAUGAUUGUUUUUAACGAAGAGGGUUUAAGAGAUUGUCAAACGCCUUAUGUGGCUCAAAAUUUUAUAAAUCACAAUGCAAUUUUAUACAAACUAUUUAUAGUCGAUGGUCGAUUUCACGUAGUAGAGCGACCGAGUUUCAAAAACUUUUAUCAACGUGAUUGUGCUUCGCUUAAAACAAUUUUUUUCAGUUCCCACGAUAUUUCAAAAAGUGGCUCAAACUCCAAGUGGUCCAUCAUUUCUGAAGAGGAUUUUCAUCUUGGCGUGAAACCUAAGGACGAAAUUUUGCAAGAAAUUGCUAAACAAAUUGUGAAAAUAUUUGGACUCAUCUUGGUAGGAGUUGAUGUUGUCAUUGAAAAUCAUACAGGAAAAUAUGCAAUAAUUGACGUUAAUGUUUUUCCCGGAUAUGAUGGUUAUCCAUCUUUUUUUGAACACUUGAUUGAAAGUAUAAAAAAACAUCUUAAAGGGAAAAAAAGUUAUAAACAAAAUUUUAAUGAACCAAGUUUCAGAAGUUAUUGUAGCGAAGACCUUGACUCUGGAUUUGAAAGCGAUGAAAAAAAGAAACAAUUUUCGUUCUCAUGAUUUUAAAAUAUUUCAAAA
Molecule: messenger RNA, 1325 nt
Organism: Leptopilina boulardi
Lineage: Eukaryota; Metazoa; Arthropoda; Insecta; Hymenoptera; Figitidae
Product: inositol-tetrakisphosphate 1-kinase-like
Exons: 5
Coding region: 237-1307 (356 amino acids)
Biological process (GO): inositol trisphosphate metabolic process
Cellular component (GO): cytoplasm
Molecular function (GO): ATP binding; inositol-3,4,5,6-tetrakisphosphate 1-kinase activity; inositol-1,3,4-trisphosphate 5-kinase activity
Source: RefSeq, a predicted model, not a curated record